UGGGCAUGUACUAUAUAUACAUUCACCUUUUUUUGGAUGUUGGCCUUUACAAACCUAUCAUUUACAAAAUUAUUUUGCUUAUUUGCCUUUCUACAACUGAGGAAUUUAUCUCUGCAUCUGAAGCAGACGUGAUGACUUCAAAUGAAACUGGCACUGAGAAUGUGCUUCUUUGCUAUCCACUCCUGCUGGAUUCCUGUCCUAAAGUACAACGUCUUGCUGUAAUUAAAGUGGCAAUGUAUGUUUUCAUGGUGCUGAUGAUCCUCACAACAGUUUUUGGGAAUCUGCUGAUCAUCAUCUCCAUCUCUCACUUCAAACAUCUACAGUCUCCAACUCAUCUGAUCGUUCGCUCUCUGGCAGCUUGUGAUUGUCUGCUGGGCUCUUUUGUCAUGCCGUACAGCAUGGUGCGAUCUGUUGAAGGCUGCUGGUAUCUGGGAGAUGUUGUGUGUAAAGUGCAUUCUAGUUUAGACAUGACCUUCAGCAUUUCUUCCAUACUGCAUCUCAGUUUAAUAGCUAUUGACAGGUACUGGGCCAUUUGUGAUCCUUUAAGGUACAACAUGAGGGUCACAAACAACACUGUGACUGCAUUUACUACCUUCACAUGGCUGUUUUCAUUUGUGUACAGUUUUUCUAUUGUGUUCUCAGGAGUAAAUGCAGUUGGACUAGAGAUGCUUAUAUUACAGGUUUACUGUGUGGGAAGUUGUGUUCUGUUUUUUAACAAACAGUGGGGCCUUAUAUGUCCAAUUCUCACAUUCUUUCUUCCUGGGUCGAUCAUGACCUCUCUGUAUAUGAAAAUCUUCCAUGUUGCAAGAAAACAUGCAAAGGUUAUGUCAGAAAGAGUGACCGUGGCAGCAACAGGAGUGUUAAAGAGCCAAAGUUCUGCACACAGAGAGAGAAAAGCAGCAAAAGCUCUGGCCAUUGUCAUGGGUGUUUUUUUGCUCUGCUGGCUGCCUAUUGUUACUGCUGCUGCUCUCAAUUCUUUUUUCAAAUUUUUAACCCCCACUGAUGUUUUUGAGGCUUUGUUUUGGUUUGCAUAUUUGAACUCUACUUGUAAUCCUUUGAUUUAUGGAUUUUUCUACCCUUGUUUUCAGAAUGCAUUUAAGAUUCUUAUAUCCAUCUAUAUCUGUGGCAUCAAGGAUUCAAACACAUUGACUUUUGAAUGAACGCUGUUCACACUUAUUUCAGACAUCACAAUAAAGUUUUUUUUUUUUUUUCCUGUAAUUCCUUUAUAUCCUGUAGUUCAUUUUUUAAAAUUUGUCAGUAAACUUCUGGUUGUCAUCGUGAUACUAAAACCUGUUGCAUGUGAAGCACUAUGAGAUCAUAAAAGCUUAUGAACAUGCACCUGAAGUAAGUACCCAUAUGGAUGAAUAAUGCUCAAAAUGUACAACAAGCCUAUGCAAAAUGAGACCUUCAUGUCGUAUCCAUUUUAAAGUAUUUUCUUUAAUAGAAAAGGGGAAUGGCUAGACACAUUAGUUUACAAAUACUAAACACCAGAAAAAGCAUGCCAAAAUGCAAAGCAAAAUGGCUUACAGCACCUAUAAUCAGAGGUGGCCUCAGGGCACAAAAUAAAACAAAACCUAACAAAAAGAAUUGCUACCCCAAACAAUCCCAGUUAUAAAAUAUAAAUGUAAGCAAUAUUUUUUUGUAGACUACCAUUUUACCUGCUUCACUUAUAUGACAAGAUAUACGGUAAAAAAAUAUUGGCAAAAACAACAACAACAAAACACAUCUGCUGCACAGCUGCUCGCUGUGUAGUCACCUAUCACUAUAAUGAACCAGUUCUUUUUGGUGGGUCAAAAACACACAGAACAACCCAGGGCGCAAUUUUAGGGGGGAUGGGGGGAUGGCAUCCGCCUUGUUGAAAAAAAAUUACAAAAAGCCACUUUUACCUUUAUAUUAAUAGUGUUAUGUAUAUUUUGUCAAUCUUAUCUUAAUUCUCUGUAUGAUAAUUAACAAACUAUAAAUAACAGCGAUUGACCAAUCAGAACUCAGUAUUGUAACGCGCUGCACACAGUCACGCCAGAGCUCUGAUUCAAGCAAGCUUUUGUCCUUUUUAAUGCUUGUUCAACAGGAAUCAGGAGAAUUGUUAAAAUUAA
Molecule: messenger RNA, 2093 nt
Organism: Megalobrama amblycephala (Wuchang bream)
Lineage: Eukaryota; Metazoa; Chordata; Actinopteri; Cypriniformes; Xenocyprididae
Product: trace amine-associated receptor 3-like
Exons: 1
Coding region: 6-1160 (384 amino acids)
Biological process (GO): G protein-coupled receptor signaling pathway
Cellular component (GO): membrane
Molecular function (GO): trace-amine receptor activity
Source: RefSeq, a predicted model, not a curated record